AUGGCAGUCACUGCCGACGGCCGCGUCGCCCUGUCUGCCACAGGGCAGCUGCACCGCCCCACGAGAUCUUACACUCAAAGCGGGAGGCUAGUGAAGUUCAGCAGUGGAGAGUUCAUGGGGCAGAAGCUCAAGUUUACUCCAGUUCAGCAGAGGAAGAAUGGCAAUGGUAUUAGAAGCCAUGUCUGCAAUUCACUCACAGCUGACUUGGCAGGUGAGGCCAAGUUGAGGGACCUGGAGGUGGAGAAGAGGGAUGCGAGGACUGUUGUCGCCAUUAUUCUCGGAGGAGGAGCAGGCACCCGUUUGUUCCCACUCACAAAGCGCCGUGCCAAGCCAGCUGUUCCAAUGGGAGGAGCAUAUAGGCUAAUCGAUGUGCCAAUGAGUAACUGCAUCAACAGUGGGGUCAACAAAGUAUAUAUUCUCACUCAGUUCAACUCAGCAUCACUCAACAGGCAUCUCGCAAGAGCUUACAACUUUGGAAGCGGUGUCUCGUUUGGAGAUGGCUUUGUUGAGGUAUUAGCUGCCACUCAAACUCCCGGUCAGGCAGGUAAAAAUUGGUUUCAAGGCACUGCAGAUGCUGUGCGGCAAUUCCACUGGCUUUUUGAGGAUCCAAGAAGUAAAGACAUUGAAGAUGUUCUCAUUCUAUCUGGCGAUCACUUGUACAGGAUGGACUACAUGGACUUUGUUCAGUCUCACCGCCAAAGUGGGGCAGAUAUUACUUUAUCAUCUUUACCUAUAGACGAAAGCCGCGCCUCAGAUUUUGGUUUGAUGAAGAUUGACGAUAAAGGAAGGGUCCUUUCAUUCAGUGAAAAACCAAGGGGGAAUGAGUUGAAGGCAAUGGCAGUAGACACAACAGUUCUUGGACUCUCUCAAGAAGAGGCAGAGAAGAAGCCUUAUAUAGCUUCAAUGGGAGUUUAUGUCUUCAAGAAGGAUAUACUUCUCAAUCUUUUAAGAUGGCGUUUCCCAACUGCGAACGAUUUUGGAUCAGAAAUAAUCCCUGCAUCAGCUAGAGAAUUCCAUAUUCAGGCUUAUCUAUUUAACGACUACUGGGAAGAUAUCGGGACAAUACGUUCCUUUUUUGAAGCAAAUCUAGCCCUUACAGAACAUCCACCAAGAUUCAGCUUCUAUGAUGCUACAAAGCCAAUCUACACAUCUAGAAGAAACUUACCACCAUCAAAGAUAGAUGACAGCAAGAUUAUUGACUCUAUAGUUUCGCAUGGUAGUUUCUUGACCAGUUGCUUAGUCGAGCACAGUGUUAUUGGUAUUCGUUCACGCAUAAACUCAAAGGCUCACCUAAAGGAUACGGUGAUGCUGGGAGCUGAUUUCUAUGAAACUGAUUCAGAAAUUGCCUCGGCCUUAUCAAAGGGGAAAGUUCCUGUAGGAAUUGGAGAGAAUACAAGAAUCAAAGAAUGCAUCAUUGACAAGAAUGCUAGAAUUGGUAAAAAUGUCGUCAUUGAAAAUUCAGAUGGUGUACAAGAGGCUGACAGAACUUCAGAAGGAUUUUACAUCCGAUCAGGCGUUACUAUAAUAUUGAAAAAUGCAAUAAUCAAAGAUGGAACGGUGAUAUAACAAUUUUGGCUCCCUUCGGUCUGGGGUGAAAAUCCAAAACAUGAGAGAAUCAUGGACUUCUGUCACAAACGAAGAGUGCUGAAGCAAUUAUUUAUCCUCACAUUCUAUCAGAGCUACAUUUUCAUUUUGUUUAUUUGUUCCUAUAAUGUAGAAUUCAAAAUUCUACAAUUGUUUCAUAGUCACAAUUAAUUCUCAUCAUUAUUACGUAAAUUAUACGGAGUACUA
Molecule: messenger RNA, 1791 nt
Organism: Salvia hispanica
Lineage: Eukaryota; Viridiplantae; Streptophyta; Magnoliopsida; Lamiales; Lamiaceae
Product: glucose-1-phosphate adenylyltransferase large subunit 3, chloroplastic/amyloplastic
Biological process (GO): glycogen biosynthetic process
Molecular function (GO): glucose-1-phosphate adenylyltransferase activity
Source: RefSeq, a predicted model, not a curated record